Messenger RNA from Kwoniella mangroviensis CBS 8507, 1260 nucleotides. RefSeq lists its product as uncharacterized. The coding region runs from base 1 to 1260 and encodes 419 amino acids. The record is from RefSeq and is a predicted model, not a curated record. The transcript is spliced from 3 exons. Lineage: Eukaryota; Fungi; Basidiomycota; Tremellomycetes; Tremellales; Cryptococcaceae.
AUGACAUUCCAUCAAGUAUUUCUACCACCUCCAACAAUCCAACCCUUCCCUCCAUUAAACGACAAUUCGAAGUUCGAACUCAAAUUCUACACCUUGCAAUCUUCCCCUAUCGAACACUCGCAAGACUACUCUCAGUCACUGUCUCUACGAAAUCGACUAGCUGGGAGGGAUUCAACAUGGAUAGGAUUCUCUCAAGGUGGUUUGGAGAGCUUGGAGAAAAGUACUAUUCUAGGUAAAAGGCCUGAAAGAUCUGAAGAGGAUAAUCCGGAUCACGGAGGAGAUUGGAAUUCGGUAGAGGACAUCUCAAAGGAUGUCACUGGGGCUGCAGAUACUUCUGGAUUCCAUCCACUGACAGAGAAGAAAGUAGAAAAGGUCAUUGUAAGAGAUUUUGAGCUUGAAGAAGGUAGACGACGAUCUAGACGGGUCACAAGGCAAUCAAUCUCACUACUCAACACUCUCCCUCAGAUAUAUCCUUCCGCUCCUCCCGAUGUAACGAAAGAAACACAAGAUGAAUCCGUUGAUUCCCUAUCAACAACGACAACCUCUUUUCCAAGUCAGAGUCAACUACUCACCAAUCCUGGAAAUACAUCCGUAUCGAAUUUACCUAGAUGGUUAAUCCCUUUACAUAGACUGUCGACCCUUCAUUCGCUUUUGUCAUUCACGUCAAGGGGGAAAGUGAUAUGCUCGGUGAUAGUCUGUGUAUUAGCUUGUGAACCUAUAGUGCAGAGACAGCGAAAGAGCACUGUCCAAUCUGGGUUUUCGAGAAGGGUGGUAGCUCAGGAAGAUAGAGUAGGUAGUAUAUUGCAUAUUGGUAAAUGGACGGUGACUGCUCAACCCUCGGCAGGAGAAGUGGAAUUGACGAGUAUAGUGAGAUCGUGGGAUGAUUGCGCGUUGGAGUAUGGAGAGAAAGUGAGGAGAGGGGACGUAGUCCUGCUAGAGAAUGUCGAAUAUAAACCCUUAACAGCUAAAGAACCUUCUCAUAUCUCCAUAUCACCUCAUCACUCACCUAAAAUUACUAUCUUGUAUCGUACUCUGCCAAGAUACGAAUCAGCCGCCCGAAACGACUAUAUAUAUCAGCCGCCAAUCAGAUUGGGUAAACCACCUACGACAGGAGGAAAGGGGACAAGAGGAAGGAUGUUACUAGAAGAUAAGAUGUUGAGACCUGAUUUGAGAUUGGGAAGAAGUGAAGUCGGAAUUAGGAGAGUUGAAGGGAUCGCGAAAUGGUUCGCGGAGUUUGUGGGAGGAGAGGGACCGGGAUGA